Molecule: messenger RNA, 2040 nt
Organism: Entrophospora candida
Lineage: Eukaryota; Fungi; Glomeromycota; Glomeromycetes; Entrophosporales; Entrophosporaceae
Source: the annotation of a GenBank genome assembly
AUGAAAAACAUUGUUAUAAAAAUUGAUGAUGAAGAAUUCAAUCAAAAGCUUAAUGUUGACCUAAAAUUAUCAAAAGUUCGUAUAUUUAUCUUGGGAAAUGAAGAAAUUCGAAGUUAUAUUGAUUACCCUGAAAAUACUUUAAUUUUUCAACAUAAUGGUAAUGAUAUUAAUAUAGAUAUAAAUAGAGAAAACAGAGCCUUAUCAAAGAUUCUUGUUGGUAAUGAAUUAUUUAUUAAAACAUUCAAAAAUAAUGAACCUACUGGUGUUUCAUUUCAAAUUGGAGAAGAAAGGCUUUAUGAGGAGUUGCCUUUAAAUAUGAAAUUGGAUGAAGUUAGAUCAUUUAUUUUAAAAGAACGUUUAGGUUAUGAUAAUUAUUUAUUUAAAAAUUCAAUUUAUGGUGAAAUAGGGGUAGAUAAAGAAUAUAAAUAUACUUUAAUUAAAAUAAUUAAUAAAAAUGAUGAAAAUAUUAAUUUGAUAAAUUUAAGCAAAAAAAACAAACCUGAUUUGCCAAAGUUAAUUGGAUCUUGUGAGUAUGGAUUUAGUAUGACAAAAGAUGAGGGAACUAAAAAGGCUCCUAGAAAAGCAAUUACAAUUAAGGAUCCCAAAUUUGAAGAAUAUGAUAAAAUAGAAAGAAUGGGGUUUGUUAAAGAAUGUAAAAAUGAGCAGCAAAAUUUAUCUGAACGUAACAUAGUUUUAGUUGGCAAUUUAUUAUUACCAUGGCUAUCAUCUUGUAUUGGUUUAAAAAGUUCAUUUGAAUUUGAAAAGAAAUUGGACACAGCUAUUUCAUACUCAAUUGAAAAAUCAGAAUAUGCAUCAAUUGAAUUUACAAAAUCAAAUUAUUAUUUAACCCCUGAAUUUGAAAAUGAUGUUAAAUCUGCAGUUGAUCCGAAAUUAUCAUUAGAAGAAAAACAUGAGAAACUUGAGAAAAUUAUUGAAAAUUAUGGUCAAUUUAUAUCUGAAAAAAUUAUUUUUGGUGGUAAAAUUGUAAAACAACUUACAAGUGAAGCAAAUCAAGCUGGAAGGUUAUCUUCAAAUACACAGAAUGUUGAAUUAAAUAUAAAUCCUCCAGGAAUUUUUGGUGCUGGUGCAUCUUUAGGUAAAACAAAAUCAGUAAAUGAUAUUACAAGAUCAAGUAAAACUAUAUCAUAUCAACGUACAAUAGGAGGAAAUGGAGCUCUUUUAGAUGAUUGGUAUGAAUCUCUUCGCAAUCCUGAUAAGUGGGAUAUAAUUGAAUAUAAAGAUGUUAUACCUAUAUUUGAAAUAUUAUCAGAUAAUCUAAAAAACCAAGUAUUAAAAACAUUUGGCCAAAAAAUACUUGAUGGUAUAAUUGAAUUUAUUGGGAAAAAAAGUCCUGUAAUUGUAAUUCACAAAAUUAAUGAAAAGAAGUCAAAAGAUAAACAUAACUUAAAGAUUAGUUAUAUAAUUGUUGGAUAUGGUUUUAGAUUUAAACCUGGGUUAGAUAUUAGAUUUAUUGGUGAAGAAAAGCAAAUUAAACAUUAUAAUAAUAGAUUUAUUGCAGAAAUUGAAAGACCAACAAAUGAAAGAUCAAUAAUUGGAUCUUGUGUGAUUAAAUCAUAUCAGAAACCAAGACCAACUAAUCCAGAGGAUUCAAAAAUUAUCAGUUUACAUUUUCUUCGAACAGAUAAAAAAGUCUGUAUUCACAGUUAUGACCUUAACACCAAAAAAAUAAUUGAACCCUCCUUAGAUGAUUGUUAUAUUCAUUAUAGUACAAUUGAAUCUUCAGGAUCUGAUGAACCUUAUGGUAAAACAAAGCUUACUUUUAACAAUGAUAGAAAUUUUUUUAACAAUGAUAAAAACUCUCUGUGGAUAAAAUAUGACAACUGUACACAAAAUCAGUCAAUUUUUAUGAACCUACUAUUUGAUUGUAAUGAUCAACCGGUACUAAAACCAGUAGUAAAUGUAGUAUUUAAACCUAAUGUUAUAUUUUCAGCACCUUGUAAAAAAAAUUGUAUUUCAAAUAAUGAUCAUUUGAGCUUUUUAAAAUUACCAAUUGAUAACGAAAGUAAUGUUUUAUUAUGA